Messenger RNA from Cloeon dipterum, 589 nucleotides. RefSeq names its product cuticle protein 7-like. Lineage: Eukaryota; Metazoa; Arthropoda; Insecta; Ephemeroptera; Baetidae. The transcript is spliced from 3 exons. Gene Ontology annotation, molecular function: structural constituent of chitin-based larval cuticle. Bases 108 to 548 code for a protein of 146 amino acids. Gene Ontology annotation, cellular component: chitin-based extracellular matrix. The record is from RefSeq and is a predicted model, not a curated record.
CGCUGCUCCAGGCCAAGGUGGCUUGUAGCUCCAGGCGGUUGUUUACUUUCACUUGUGCUUUCAAUUUCUUCUAACGCACGGUGAUCAGUUCUCUCCAGAGCGCCAUCAUGGAACAUCAGAUUUUCAUUGCGCUUAUUGCGCUCACGACAGUUGUGACGGCUGUGCAGCAGGUCGCUGUCAUUGCACAUCAAGAAGAGGAGCUGCCACCUCAGCCAUAUGCGUUCAGCUAUGCGGCAGGAAGGGCCCCGGGCCACGUCGAUCGAACCCAUUCAGAGACCAAAGAUGAGUUUGGUGUUGUCAGAGGCCAAUUUUCCUACGUUGAUCCUCGCAACCGCAUUCGCACCGUCAACUAUGUGGCCGACGCUGCUGGAUUCCACCCAGUCCUCAAUACUGGAGCCGCCCCCGUGACUGAUACCCCUGUGGUUGCCGCCGCCAAGCUGAGGCACUUGGCCCUGGCCGAAAAAAUCGCUGCAGACCAUGCCAGAAUUGCUGCUGAAAGAGCCGCUCUUGCUCCUCCUUCAGAACAAAUCCUUGACGGCCAUCUGUAGGUUUAGUUUUGAAAAUAAAUCGCACUUUCGCUUUUUUUAGA